Messenger RNA from Verruconis gallopava, 1914 nucleotides. RefSeq lists its product as uncharacterized. Gene Ontology annotation, cellular component: endoplasmic reticulum; membrane. Gene Ontology annotation, biological process: transmembrane transport. NCBI's taxonomy places the organism in Eukaryota, Fungi, Ascomycota, Dothideomycetes, Venturiales, Sympoventuriaceae. Bases 265 to 1599 code for a protein of 444 amino acids. The record is from RefSeq and is a predicted model, not a curated record. The transcript has 2 exons.
GCUUGAUUUCCUGCUCGCUCUGGUUCGUACGAUGCCGGUCGUCUCCUACAAACGAGAUUGAAAACCCCGCGCCAAAACAAUUCGGCAUAGCGCGCUUCACGGACAGCCAGUUCGAAGUCGCUCGUUUGUGGCUGCGUCAUUUCUCUCGUCCGCGGGGCUUGGAACCAUCGAAGCUUCACAAUGCACCAUUUGAGCGUUUGAACGCAUCCCAUUGUCCUUCCCCAAUCGCUUCUGCCCUUUCUCGCACGCAGCCAACUGAUCGCCAUGGCGCCCGCGGGUCUCAUCAACUCGUUCCUGGCCGCAGUUCAGGCCUCGCUCUCCGUUCUCCUCGUCAUCUUCUACGGAGGCGUCGUAGCUCACUUCAAGCUGCUGGAGUCGCCCACGGCGAGCAAAAUGUCGAAACUGUGCGUCAAAGUCUUUCUUCCGGCCUUGCUGUUUGUCCAAAUCGGAUCCGAGCUUCAUGUCGAAUCCGCGCAGCGCUAUCUGACCGUGUUGCUGUGGGCGUUCGCCUGUCACUUCCUCUCUUUCGUCAUCGGUAUCCUGGCUCAUCUGGGCUUCGGCAUGCCGGAUUGGAUCACCGCCGCGAUCAUGUUCAACAAUACAACCAGCUACCCUUUGCUGCUCAUCCAGAGUCUGCAGGAAACGGGAAUCCUGGCUACCCUUCUCACCAAGGACGAAACAAUCGAACAGGCCAUCGGGAGGGCCAAGUCGUACUUCUUGGUCUUCGCGACAAUCUCGUCUUGCCUUACCUUCUCCGUGGGGCCGCGUCUGAUCGACGCCGAACACGCGCCCGAAGAGCAAGGCAAGGAGGGUGAGAGCGAUGACUACGAAGACCAAGACGAUGUUGUCGACGAGAAUACCGGACUGCUGUCCGUCGCCAGUCUUGAGGAGCAGUAUCGCCGUUCUUCUGUAUCAUUUUUGUUCUCCAAAGCCCAGCGCGACAAUGACGCUCCGGUCAAGACAUUUGACCGGCGGCCGUCUGUCGUCCCGAGGAAGAAGUGGCUCGAAUUGCAUCCGCGAACAAAGUGGUGGCUUCUCUUUCUCUGGGACUUCUUCAACGCCCCGCUUCUAGGCGCCGUCGCCGGCGCCAUUGUUGGUCUCGCCCCUCCUCUGCACAAGGCGUUCUUCUACGACACUUCGGACGGUGGCAUCUUCACCGCUUGGCUGACAGCGUCGUUCAAGACCAUUGGCCAGCUGUUCGUUCCCUUGCCCGUCAUCAUUGCUGGUGUCUCAUUGUACACGUCGGUUCGAACAUCGGGCGACUCUGACCAGCCCAGAGAGCGUUCCACGCCGUGGCUUACCACCGCCUUCGUCCUGCUCGUAAGAUUUGUUCUGUGGCCAGCAAUCUCCAUUGCUGUCAUCUAUGCGCUCGCCAAGCGAACGAACGUCUUGGGCGAUGACCCCAUGCUCUGGUUCACUCUAAUGCUGAUGCCCACAGGGGCACCGGCCAUGAAAUUGAUCACCAUGGUGCAAGUAAGCGGAGCUGCAGAGAAUGAAGAACAUAAGAUUGCCUGGUUGCUAACUAUCUCCUACGCGCUUUCGCCGGUCCUCGCCUUCGCCGUCGUUGGUGCACUGCACGCAAGCCAAGCUGCAGUCUAGUGUGACCAAUCUAUCUAUCUAUCUUCACGGGAUGUCCUGCUGCGACCGUCCCACGUCAUCUUGAGGCGAGGAUACGCUGAGAGCGUUUUCUUUCCCAGCCAUUUGCCUUUGCUAUGUUCAUAACUAGCCUUUGAAGAGCACAUAGGACAUGCUCUUUAUACGAAAUUCACCGACAGCCUAGAGAUAGACAAUUUUUUUUCAUUUUCCUCGAUGUGACUAUGAUGCUAACCACUUUGUCGAUUUUGGUCCAUCUUAGAUUAACAUUUGGACAGCAGACUGGCGUGCUGAGUCCGUUUUGCUGAAUCCGGGCAUGAG